Spodoptera exigua (beet armyworm) is the source of this 1156-nucleotide messenger RNA. NCBI's taxonomy places the organism in Eukaryota, Metazoa, Arthropoda, Insecta, Lepidoptera, Noctuidae. The record is from the annotation of a GenBank genome assembly.
AGAUUUCCAACCGUUGCUAUUACUUCAGAGCUUCAUGGCUCAAGGAUAUUGCGGUGAGACCAUGUGAACAUAAUUAUAUAAAGGAAAACUAGUUCGGGAAUAGUGAAAUCAGUGUGUAGUACCAUGUCAGGUACAGAGCAGAAUAUAGUGAACUCAAUGCAGCAAUUAUCUGUGCAACCCAAUAUAAGUGGCCCUACUGAGAAACCUACGCAAGUUGUUACACCUGCUGUGAACAGGAGUCAGCAGGCAGCAGCAGCCAAGGUAACCCCUGUGAAAGUAAACACUGUGUCCCCAGCAAUAGCUACAAUAGACCGGUUAUUGAGUCUGGGAGCCAACGUCCCACCCCCACCCCCAGUCAUCACACGGCCGUCAGACAUGGACCCACAUACUGUGGAACAGCUUCGUGCUGUCAAAGAGUUGCUCACGGCUCAAGAAGAAGAAGCUCAGAACCUUAGAGACAUCAACCAUGAACUACGAGAAAGAUUAGAAGAAUGUGAAACAAAAAUUAAAAAGUUGUCUGAACAGAAUGAAGAGUAUGCAGAAAAGGAAAAAGCUCUCUCUCAGCGUGUAGCUGAAAAAGUAAGAAAUAAUAAACAAAUGAGUGUGGUCAUGGAGGAAUAUGAGCGCACCAUAUCUUCUCUUAUUGGGGAACGUGAGGCAGAAGGGAAGAGAUGGACGGAUGAGAGAUCCACUCUGGUUAGAGAACGUGAUGAAGCUGCGGCCCAUCUAGCUUCAAUGGAACAUGCCUUCAAUGAUGUGCACACCAAGUAUGAAAGGUGUAAAGUCAUCAUUCAAGGAUAUAAGAGUAAUGAGGAAAUGUUAAAGAGAACAGUUGAGGAGAACAAUGAUGCUAUACAGAAGCUAGAAGCGAGAUAUGAAACCCUCCGACAGCAUGCCAUGCAGCAGCUUAACAAGGCCAAUGCAGAAUUAGAUUCAGUUAAGAAAUCACACCAAGCAGAGAUCCUGAAACUGAAUGCUAUGCUUAAGAAGAGUGAAGUGCAUGCAUCCUCCUUGCAGGAAUCACUGGCACAGAAGAUAAAAGACAAUGAAGAACUCACAGCUAUCUGUGAUGAGUUGAUCAAUAAGGUUGGUUAACAGGAUUCUUAUCAUGAUACUUAUGUACUCAUUCAAACUUCAUUUACAUAAACUAACAUGC